Zingiber officinale is the source of this 2194-nucleotide messenger RNA. Its product is annotated as probable protein phosphatase 2C 6. Lineage: Eukaryota; Viridiplantae; Streptophyta; Magnoliopsida; Zingiberales; Zingiberaceae. Bases 94 to 1173 code for a protein of 359 amino acids. Gene Ontology annotation, biological process: protein dephosphorylation. The record is from RefSeq and is a predicted model, not a curated record. The transcript is spliced from 4 exons. Gene Ontology annotation, molecular function: protein serine/threonine phosphatase activity; cation binding.
UCAAGACAGACGCGUGGCUUGUCCAUUGGUUCCGCCUUCCCUUUUAUCCCCUUCCUUUUUUUUCCUCUCUCGGCCUACUACUCCCGAUCGGCGAUGGAAUCUGAUCCGCCGCCGGAUCCCGUCGACCUCGGCCGCACUGGGAUGGAGGACUGCCCCGCCGCAGAGACCUCUGCUCCUGGAUCCGAGAGCGCGUCCGGAUCGGUUGAGGAGGUGGCUAAGACAAACCCUGCGUCGGUGGUGCCGGAAUCGAGGAAGAGAUGCUUGUGGAGGAGGGGAGGGGCGGCAGCGGUUACAUGGGGGUCUUCAUCGACAGUGGGGCGGCGCAAGGAGAUGGAGGACGCUGUCGCGGUGGCUCCAGGGUUCUUGGACGUCACAUGCGAGCAGGUAGGUGGGUGCUCCGCGCUGCCGGCGUCAGGAGAGAUCUCGACAGUGCGGUUUUUCGGCGUGUAUGAUGGGCAUGGCGGCUCCCAGGUGGCUAAUUUUUGUGCAAAAAGAGUUCAUGAGGUGGUGGCCGAGGAAUGGGAUAAAAUUCAGAGUCCUGAAUGUUGGAAAAGAAGGUGGGAGGCAGCAUUCCAUAAUGGCUUUGGGAGGGUUGAUAAUGAGGUGAUUGAUGAAGCUGUGGCACCAGAUAUGGUGGGAUCUACUGCUGUUGUGGUAGUCUUGUCUGGUUGCCAAAUCAUAGCUUCUAAUUGUGGUGAUUCCAGGGCAAUCCUUUGUCGUGGAAGUCAAAGGAUUCAGCUAACUAUUGAUCACAAGCCUGAUAGAGAAGAUGAGCUCAUGCGCAUUGAGAGCCUAGGAGGAAGAGUUAUAAAUUGGCAAGGGCCUAGGGUUUCUGGUUUUCUUUCUGUCUCUCGAUCAAUAGGUGAUCGAUUUUUGAGACCUUGGGUUAUUCCUGUGCCGGAGGUCAGUUUUAUGCCUCGAAAUGAAGGUGAUGACUGCUUGAUUCUAGCAAGUGAUGGACUAUGGGAUGUUAUGUCCGUUGAAGAGGUUGGAGACGUUGCUUGCCGACUUUUACGAUGGCACAGACGAAAUGGAUUAGUUGAUGGGGCAUCACCUGCACAAGCUGUUGCUAAUCACCUUACUGAGCUGGCUUACCAGAAAAACAGUUCUGACAACAUCUCUGUAGUCGUAGUGGAUCUGAAAUCUAGGAGCAGGCGUAGGCCUAGACAGUGAAGGAUAUAUGCCAGACGGAAGACUUGUGUCUCAAACUGGAUUGUUCAUUGCAUCAGAGAGAGUAAUACAUGGUGUACAUACCACGAUUCAAGUUUCAGAAGUAUCCAAUAGGUAAGAAUACUUUUUGAAGGCCACAGAUCGUUGGAUGAUUUACAUGAGUAUUCACAUGAGUCUUGCAAAAUAAUUCACUCGACUAAUAUUCUACUCAAAAGCACCACAUAAGCUACAGUGGUUCAGCGGGCUUGUCUCCUGUAUUUUAGUGGCAUCAAGCUGUGUAUUCCAGUUUGAGAAGAAGGCAACAAGAAACAAAGCCCAUACAAUCUGGACUCAAGUUUUACCAACGACAAGGGUUCUUUAUUGACAUUUUGUUUUUGAUAAAAUCUAGGAGAAUGCAAGUCUGCUUCUCUCUUCAUUGAUCCCCACUUCAUUGCUGCCAAUCUACUCUUGCCAAUUGCUGUUCAAGAUCUGCCUAUCUCCAUACAAUGACUCAAAACUCUUAAUUGACAACUGCACUCCUGACUGAACAAAAGUUCAGUCAUAAUUCAAAGUUUGUGGCUUGUCAAGCCGUGAAGAACAUAAACUUGCCCAUAACUUGGGUUAAGUAUUCAGUGGAAGAAUCAAGUACUUGGUAGUUUUAUUACUGCAGUGCAUGGUAACCAACUGCAUCGCAAGAAUUAGAUCGUGACACCAGAAAAAAGCAUCAUAUCCGGCUUCUACUUAACUCACGCUGGAAAUUUAGUGGGAGUUAUUCAAGACUGGAAAGUUCUCUCUGUUCCCUGGCAUAGCUCAUUGUUCAGAUGCUUUUCUGAUUUGCCAUCCAUUAUAAGGUCCAAUGCAUAUAAUCUAGGUGUUUUAGAAGCUAUAUAUAUCAAAUCCAACAUUGAAAUGUCUUUUUAUGAAAUCUGUUGGAAUUUGUUCUCCAAAGAAUAUUACUUUAGAUAAGAUUUCUUCAAGCAAUGCAUGUUCUAACCAGAUAAGCCUGCCCUGUUUCCAGAUGUUCAUACUUAAGCUUGUUUGUCAA